ACUAAAGUUUCGGUCAUGUGAUUCCAGUCAGGACUAAAUUAGCGACCGCACUGUUUACCUUCCGCUGCAGACAGAAGUAUCAGAGGAAUGCUCGGCUUUCUCUAAACAUGUACUCUCACGGCUCAGAGAGUUUAAUUAAACAAGCAAGGGAGAUUCAGGAGUCUGAGCUGCUGAAGUUCUACAGCAGGUUAGUGAAGCUGCUCCAGGGGAAGGAGCUCGGCCAUGAGACGGUUGACUCCCUGCAGAGGCUCCACCUCAUCCUCUCUGCCAACAAGUACACCAGGACGUUGCCUCCAGAGCUCCUGAAGAGGGUUCAAUCGCUCCUCUCAUCGUCUGCAGAGCAGUUUCAGGUCCUGGGCUCAGCUGUGCUCAGAGAAACAGUGCCCCUCUCUGGUCAGGAAGUGAACUACAACCAGGAGAACAUCAGUCAACUGAACAGCCAUGCGUCUGCGCUGCUGCUCUCACAGGCUGGAUCCAGGGCUGAUCUGUCUUCUCUCUGCGCUCAGCUCCUUCGUAGUCUUGAAAGCCGACAAUCAGAAAGUCCGGCUCAGUCGUCCAAACACACCCUGCCGAUCCUCAACACCAUCCUCACACAUAGCCCCGAGUGCCUCACUGAAGAUCACAUAACCGCCCUGAGUAAGAAGCUUGUGGAUUGGUUGCGUUAUGCGAGCAUCACUCAGGUAGGCGGGGCUUCCUCUGGAGGAUUCUUCACAGGACCCAGGUCACGUCAGCCGGUGCCGACAGCAGAGCUGGACGGGACGGUGUCGGGGGAUUUCUUCACUGUGCUGUGUGUGGGUCAGGGCUUCACUGACGACCAGUGGAUGAACGUCUACUCCUUCUCCAUGCUCCGCCAUUGGCUCCUCACCUACCACUCUGUUUCAUGCGGCAACAGCACAAUUGACGCUGCAAACAGGCUGCAGCUCAGCCUCUCCCUCUCCCACUCCCACUCCUUUUCUAAUGAUGACCGGUCGGAGGUGGACGGAUCAGUGGUUUCCAUGGUUUCAGCGACUUCCUCCUCCAGCCGCCUGCUGCCUCCAAAGGAGCGUCUGAGAGAGAAGGCGUUCCAGUACUGCCAGCGCCUCAUCGAGCAGAGCGAUCGCAAGGCCCUCAAAAGGACAGAUACAGACCUGCAGAAAGCGUGUCUGGUGGAGGCGGUGUGCAUCCUGGACUGUGUGUGUGAGGAGGACGCCUCGCUGGUCUACAGAACGUUCCCGUGCAUUAAGGCGCUGUUUGGGCGGCUCAGCUCAGACCUGUCGUUUGCCAGAGUCCUGCUGCCCAUCGCUCAGUUCUACCUCAACCAUGGCGAGAUGGCUGCGGUGGACUGUGAGAGUGUGUGGAAGCUGGUGUUUGGCCAAUUCCCCGCCGAGUUGUUCAACGAUCACUUCCUGGCACACGAGCUUCUACGAUUUCUUCGCCGGAACCUCGAGAGCCUGCAGCUCCGAGUCCCACAGUACAUCCAGUCCUUCCCAAACCUGCUGAAGUUCUUAGCGUGGGACAGCCCAGCUGUGGUGGAUGACUUUGUGGAUCUGCUGCCCUCUCUGGUGACAGCUGGAACUGCAGUGGAGCUCCUCCACACGCUCCUCGACCUGCCCUGUCUGUCGGCCACACUGGUCCUGCAAGUCAGGUCGACUUGUCUGCCCAUCUCUGAGCCUGGUGGGCGAGGCCUCCUGUCACUUGAUGCUUUCAGAAGCCCAAAUUUCCGAGGGCUGUUCCUCUUCCUGCUUCGAGGGGAAGCAGGUUCAGGUGACACCAUUGACCGACUGAGCACGCUCCACGAGCUGCUAGCGGAGACUGCUGACUGGCCGAGAGUGGUCCAGUGUGCACAAACUGUCCCUGUGCUGUUGCACAUUUUUUUCAACACCGUCAUUACGGUGGCUGAUGAGAAGCUUUUAGCCCACCUGAUUCAGGUGAUGCUGGAGAGAAGUAGCCUCCUCCUCAACAUCCCCAAAUACAAUACAGAGAUACACAGGGUGUUCAGCUGCCACCUGCUGAGGCUGUGUAAGCUCCACCCGUCUCUGGUGGUGGACGAGUCUCACGAGCUGCUGGAGUUUGCUGGAACCACAGCCAACGUCUACAGCAAGGAAGAAAUCUACACACAUGUGGUGUGGGUGCUGGGGGAGUACCUCUCCGUGUCAUGUGACUCCCGCUGCUCCGUGAGCCUCAUCACUUCCUGUUUUGAGGCGUUGGAGGCGGUGCUGUUUGAGAUCACCUCGUCUCCUCCACCGCCUGGAGCAGACUGCCCCGCCCCCAGAGUCGUCACCACUUUAAUGAGCGCUCUGGCUAAACUGGCAUCUCGAUCACAUGACCUCAUACCCAGGGUGUCCCUGUUCCUCUCUAAGCUUCGAAAUGUAACCAGAAGCGGGUCAGUUGCCUGGUGCGCCGAUGAAGAGGACCUUGUUGCCAUAGUAAUGCGAGGCGAGGAGUUGUGGUCUUUGCUGAAGGCCCCCGGUGUGGCUCAGAGCGUCCUGACCCCACCCCCCCAUGUCACCACGCCCCAGUGGCACAGAGACACCAACGUGGCCAUGCCGCUUCGACUGCGAGCCCUUACGAACCUCACACACUCACAGUGACACACAUCAUCAUUUUAAAACUGCACUUGGAUAAUUAGUUCCAAAAGUGUCUUCUUUGAUUUUUUGCACGAUAUUUUUGUAAAUAAAUGACAUUAUUUGAUUGAAACUUGAUGUGAUGAAGCAUUUU
Molecule: messenger RNA, 2697 nt
Organism: Centropristis striata (black sea bass)
Lineage: Eukaryota; Metazoa; Chordata; Actinopteri; Perciformes; Serranidae
Gene: ap5z1
Product: adaptor related protein complex 5 subunit zeta 1
Exons: 18
Coding region: 108-2570 (820 amino acids)
Cellular component (GO): AP-5 adaptor complex
Source: RefSeq, a predicted model, not a curated record